Lodderomyces parapsilosis is the source of this 2502-nucleotide messenger RNA. RefSeq lists its product as uncharacterized. Bases 1 to 2502 code for a protein of 833 amino acids. The record is from RefSeq and is a predicted model, not a curated record. NCBI's taxonomy places the organism in Eukaryota, Fungi, Ascomycota, Pichiomycetes, Serinales, Debaryomycetaceae. The transcript has a single exon.
AUGCUUUCAAACUACACCGCCGCGAAGCGUAAACUGAAACCAACGCCUAAUGUCACUGCCUUUUCACAAUUCAAGAACUUGGCUGAAGCGAAUCACUCUGAUGCUUCAAGAAUUGUCGAGAGGUCCAAUCCCGGCCAGUGUUUAAACUUAACUACUCCUGUUCCCCUUCCGCCGCAUGUUAUGAACGUUAUCAAGGAAAGUACCCCUACUAAACUGAACUUCACCACAGUUGAAUCCACCAUAAACAAUUCCGAAAUUGAAAACACUGCAUCAACCACCACUGAGAAAGCAGAAUAUUCAAGAAAGGAAACCACCACCAAAAAAGCAGCUGCAGAUAAUAAUUCAAUUACUGGAACCACCACAAAAUCUAAACAGUUGCAAAUGAAGCGUGUCAAAGAUUGGCGUAUACGCAACAGACAUAUCCGCAUGCAAGCAUUGGUCAGAGCAGAUCAGAAUCCUGGAAACAAACUUUGUGAAUUAGAGGAAGAAGAUAACAAACCUACAGAGUUGCGAGUGAAGCGUGUCAAAGAUUGGCGUAUACGCAACAGACAGAUCCGCAUGCAAGCAUUGGUCAGAGCAGAUCUGAAUCCUGGAAACAAACUUUGUGAACUAGAGGAAGAAGAUCGCAAUCUGACAAAGUUGAAUAUUGGAAAUGUCCACUUGUCCUCCAAACUGCUGGAUCUGGGUAAAACAGUCGUUGAUGGAACUGGAUUGCACAGUAGAGUUCCAGAAUCGAAUGCUGAUGUUGUUAAUGAAAUUGGUAAUGCUGCUGACAUUGCAUCACCUGGAAAAAAUUUGGACACCAACAAAAAAUCUGUGCUUGAUAAUGAUGAAGGUACUGGUAAUAGUGCACAUACCACGGAUACUUUAAAUGAUGCUGAUGGAGAAGGUGUCCCCGGUUCUAAUGAUGCGAUUGUUGGAGAUGCUACUGAAAAUCUGGAAAUCACCAAUGAAAAUUCCGUUGAGAGAAUAGUUACCAAUGUCAAUCCCCUUGUAACUACUGAAGAAGGAUCUCCCUUGAAGAAUGCAGUGAAACCCAAGUGGAAAAGAAUUUUGGGCAACACAUUCAGGAAGAGUCCGGGAAAGGGCAAUAGAUCACAGCUUGAAGGUUCUCAACAAGUUUGUACUACAGUUGCAGUUGAAGCAAUCAAUGAUAAAGUGCAGUCGAAUGGCCAUAUGAAGAGUACUACAGCUCAAAAAUGGUCAAAAUUUGGAAAUGCAUUGAGAAGCCCAUUUUUGAAGAAAGCAGUCAUUAAGGACUCCAAAGAUUUGACUGAACUUGGAAAUACCCAGGUGACUUCCACACUGCAAGUGAACAAAAAGUUUAGAAAUUUGUUCAGAAGAAAAGUGAAGGCGCCCAAGCCUGCUCCCCAUGACGAUGCUUCAAGUGAUGCUGAUGUUGACUGUGAAAGCAGCCAAGAAGAAGUGCAUGAACUGGAAUCUGUUAACGGCGCUCAAAUGGCCAAUGAAAAUGAAACUGAAAACGAACUUGUGGUUGAGCAACCACUGGUUAGAUUGAAUGGUUCGGAAGAGUACGCUACUGAUACUGCUGCUGUUGAUGAACCCGAUUUAAGCUCAUACUUUGAAGAGCAUGAACCAGAAGAUAGACGCCCUUCGGGCUUUAAUGGUCUUUGUGACUUGAAAAGGACGUUCUUCUAUUAUUGGGAGCCAGAAAUGCAAGAGCUUUUCGAGAAACACUUGAAAGAGGAAUACAUGAGCAAGAGUCGCGAAAAGAAGAAGUGUUCUAAAAUGUCAUUUUUCAAGAGUAAGGCGUCUAGUGUGACUGAAUUGGAAACAACUGCUGAUAACUCUGUGAUUGAAAAUGCUUCUUCAUCUGGCGCACAGGCAGAAAGAAGGGCCGCUGAUUUAGCCCCAUUGAACUCUGAUGCUGGUCCAUAUGCUGUUAAUGAAAAUUCUCCAAUGCAUGCGAUUGAUUACGGUUAUGAAGAAAUCCCAACGGUGACAAGUAUUGAUUCAGAACCUAGCAUUGAUGAACCCAUUGUGGCCACUGAAGACAACAAUGAAGUUGGUGAAGACGUUCCUAGAGCUACAAGUUGGGAAUCAAUUAGAUUGAGCCGAUUGUCUGAUCAAGCAGCUGGUAUUGCCGGCUGCCAUCGAAUGGAAACUAAGACACAGAGAUUUAAACAGAAAAUUCAAGCUUUGGGAAAACUGUUUGCAUAUGCAUUCCAUUUCAAGUCAAGAUCAAGCAUCGUUGAAAACGCCGAUGACAAUGACAGAGACGUUGGCAGAGGAACCGUGUCGCCUGAACAGAAUGAGAAUGCAGCAUUGGAGCAACCUUGCAUUAAAAAGAAGAAAAAGGUUUCCAGAAUUGUGAAUUGGAAACAAAAGAUCCAACAUCGUUUGAAGAAAUUGACCAAGAUCGGAGCAGCUGCCGGUUAUGAAAUUGAUACAUCUGUUGACUGGGAAACUUAUAUUGCCACUUUUAGAGCGGAUCGGGCAACUUAUAUUGCUGCUCUUAGAGAUUUUUGUCAGCGACAAUAG